UAUUAUUGCGGUUGGCCUGGAAUAGAAAAAGUAACCUGCCUAAAGAGGGGCUGCAAAUGGGACGAUCAUAGUGACCCCAUCGCAAGUUUCUGUUAUCUGGAGGAAGGAAAAGGUAAGCAUGCUAUUUAGUAAUACCGUAUUUAUUCGAAUAAGCGCCCAACCUCGAAUUAGCGCCCACCUCGAAUAAGCGCCCAUCCUAAAGGCAGAAAAAGUUAAUAAGUGCCCAGCCUCGAAUAAGCGCCCACCCCCUCCUCCUCCCAAUCAAACUCAAAUAAGCGCUCACCCCCACCCCACCCACUUGAGUGAAUAAAUUCUAAUAAGAGACUUCCCCGAGGACGGAGUUUUCUUAGGAGUAUUUUACCGAAACCUUGCUUUGUUACUUCUUUGCGUUUUGUAAUUAGCAUUUAUUGUUUUGUUGCAAAAUAAACAUACUACACUUGCUGAAAAUGGUGAAAAUUUAAUAAGCGCCCACUGUCAAGGUCCAAAAAUUUAAUAAGCGCCCAGGGCGGUUAAUCGAAUAAAUACAUAUACGGUACUGGCAUGUGCAAGAACUAUAAAAUUCUGAAAGAUGAUGCAACGCUUCCGAAUUGCCAGGCCCGGUUGCAUAAAACCUGCCCUUAAGUGUUCACAUAAGUAGGUCACUUACGAAUCCGUCAUUGGUACACUUACGGGUGUUGCGUGGAACGCACUUAGAACUCUCGUAAGUUUCUGUUUUGCGUGGUAACGUACAGGCUCACGUAACGGCACACGUAACUUUGAUUGUAGUACUUUAUUAAUGACUUAAUCUUUUUUUUUUUUUUUUUAAAGUUAGCCAUCGGUGAGUGUAAAGAAAGUGUCUAUUCGUUUCGAACACUUUUAAGCCUCUCAUUGAAAUAUAUUUUGCAUGUAAUCGUUAUUUUGCUUCAACAUCUACUGAAUUCAAAAUAAUUAUUGUUCUUCUUUAAUUCUCUCAACGACGGCUUUAAAGUGCAUAACAGCGCAUUAGAACGAAUUACGUAAAGAAAAAACUUUUUUUUCUCACUCCUCAGGAAUAGUUCUCGUUAACUUUCAGUAAAAACAGUAAGGAUACGGGACCUAGAUAGGCCCCGUAAAUUUACGUGCUAUUUUUCCCGCAAAAAACAGUUUUAUGCAACACCUGCAAUUUCUGUUGGAUAAACGACACUUAAGUGAACACAUAAGAAAAUAUCGUAAGUGUAGCCACUUAAGUGAUUUAAUGACAAACAACUCAGUAAGCAAGCUAUCAGACAGGGGAAGUUGAGAGAAAUUACAAAAUGUUUGCUAACUCGGUUUUCAUAACUCCAGGUGGAAGUAAAAGCAUGCUGAAAUGGCAACAUGCCAAAAAAAAAGUUUUCAAAAUUAUAUGUUGCAAUAACUGAGCGAUUUCGCCCACGCUUAUUGGUCGACAGCUAUGUUCAACAAUAGUACAGACCAUGAAAAUGACGUGAUGGUGACGCCAUUUGUUUUUUGUCUUUCUCUCGAGCUCGCUUUUCUGAGAAACUUCAAGGGGAAUGGGCGUCAGAAACUCGAUCUCAAUGUUAUUGUAAAGAAAAUAAAAGCGACAACAAUUUUCAAUAGUCUACACUUAAUUUCGUAAUAGUACAAACGUAAGCAAUGAGUUUUGAAAAUUUUAGGACCAGACCAUGGAAAAAUUAAAAUAUACCAUUCUAACUUGUUGUCGACUUGAUUAUAACUACUAUUAACUAAUACCUACUCGAGGUUUGAACAUUUCCAUGAUCGAUAAGAGUUUUUACAGUAACUGAGCGUCUUAUUGAAUACAUUUAAUUAAUUUAAAUGACAGAUCCAAGAUGGCGAAUGGUUAAAGAUCCGUGCUAAAUAAUAAAUGACGUCAUCAUGACAUCACUGCUAUUGUUAAAGAUUUUGAAUGUGUUAGCUAACUUCUUGAUUAUGCAUAUGUCAUGACAUCCUAUUAUUUCAAUAUUUUUCGCUUUGAGGAGAAAAAAUGAUGGAAUUUGGAUUCUGCCAAAAAAAAGUCCAAAAAAUAUGACGUCACAACACGUCAGAUUAGGUCAUUGUGUCAAUCAAAUUAUGCCUAGAUUUUGGGAAUGAUGAUUACGUUAUUCUGUGCAAUUUUUGAUGCCGUAUCAUGAGCGGUUUUGAUGUCAUAGACGGGGCCUCUGAAGCUCCACCCCUGGUCGCAGGACACAAAAAAAAAAAUCCCGGGGUCAAUUAAAUAAAACUUUUACAGUGUAAUUUAUCAAGUGUAGCCAUUGUUUUCAGACUCUAAAACAAUGGCUACACUUGUAAAUUACACUUCUGAAAGUUUUAUUAAAUUGACCACCGGUCUGAAUAGGGUAAAACAGUGGUAGCCCGCAUUGCAAGCGUAUUUUUUGUGCCAGGGAAAGUCACUUACUUAUGUUCGAAAUGUGGCCGCUCUCUUUGAUCACUGAGGAAGAUUGGCGAGAGUGGAAAUAUCAACCUUUGGGGUGGGCGCAAAAAUCAUCGAGUUUUUUAGAGUAGGUAUUGCGGCCAUAUGCGAGCACAAACAUUCGCACGCCCGAAGAAAACGCCUACAGUGCAGGCUAUCUCAGUUCAAAUGAUCGCGUCGUUAGCCGUUAAGCCGCUGUCCGUAUAUCCUCCAUCUAUCUUAAUUAAUUCGCUGACGCCGUUUUAAUUGGGUUUAUAUCAAUCUAUUCAAUUCGAAAUUAAAGUCAUGAAUGUAUUUUUAUCAACACUUUUUCAACAGUUCUCCCUGAAGGUCUUUGCCCUGCUGCUCCUUUCCAGCGCAAGAAAUGUGGUUGCGAUGACAUAACAAGGGAAGAGUGUCUUAACAGAGUGUGUUGCUGGGACGACACACUACCUAACGCAACAAAAUGCUUUGAAGAGCCU
This is a messenger RNA of Porites lobata, 2847 nucleotides long. Lineage: Eukaryota; Metazoa; Cnidaria; Anthozoa; Scleractinia; Poritidae. The record is from the annotation of a GenBank genome assembly.